Molecule: messenger RNA, 3673 nt
Organism: Helianthus annuus (common sunflower)
Lineage: Eukaryota; Viridiplantae; Streptophyta; Magnoliopsida; Asterales; Asteraceae
Product: dual specificity protein kinase splB
Exons: 9
Coding region: 548-3433 (961 amino acids)
Biological process (GO): signal transduction; protein phosphorylation
Cellular component (GO): cytoplasm
Molecular function (GO): ATP binding; protein binding; protein kinase activity
Source: RefSeq, a predicted model, not a curated record
ACGUUUUCAUUACAAUAAUAUUAAAAAAAAAAAAAAAAAAGAGAAGUUUGAAUCGAAAAGUAGCGUUGAUAAUGGCGUCCAAUUGUAUCGAUCCGCCAUAGCCAAGUGGUCCUUGACAUCCUCAAUUCAAUUCAAAAUCACAUGUGUGCACUCUUUCCUUCAUUCCAAGUUUAAUAAACCCUAACAAUUCACAAUCCACCAAUCAAUCAAUCGAUCAAUUCCUCUUAUUAUUCGUCAACUCAACACUCUUCAACCAAAUCAACACAAUUCACAGGUUACGAACACAUCAGAUUCAUUGAUUCGAUUUCGAGGAAGAGAAAGCUAUAGAUAAACUGUUGCUGUGUUAAAUUUUUGGGAGGAAAACAGGUUUCUGUGAAUUUGUAACGGAUCCGGUGGAACAGCUUAUGAUUGGUUUCGUUUGCGGCGAUUGAAGAUCUGUGUUUGCAUCAACAUGGUUUUUUAGUGGAAUCGAUCGUAUAAACUGAAACGAAAAGAAUGUUGAGGUAAAUGCAUUAAAUCUGAUGCAACUGGAUUUGAUGCUGCAGCUAUGACAAGUGAGCUUGAGCAAGAUUCGAGUUCUGCAAUCGUAAACAAUCGGUUAGUGGCGGGCAAGAGUUCAAAUAACAAUAUUUCUCUAAGAACGGGCGAGGAAUUUUCCCUUGAGUUUCUUCAGGAUCGUGGUACGAGAAGAAUUCCAAAUGGACACGAUAUGGACCCGAACCACGGGCUGAUAGUUGGAUCAAAAAGUGAUGUCAACGGUCAGCUCGGUUACAACGAAAUUAGCGGUAUGAUCGGGUUGGAAAGGAGGGAUUUUGUAAGUAAUUCAAAUACACCUGAUAUCAUUUCAAUGGCAAGUGCACCAGUAAUCGGUUCAAUUCCAUCUAUACCCCACCGAGUGUCAAACGAUUCUCAACGAGAAAAGAUAAAGUUUCUUUGCAGUUCGGGUGGUAAAAUUUUGCCGAGACCUGGUGACGGGAAACUGAGAUAUGUCGGAGGUGAGACACAUAUAUUUUCGGUACAGAAAAAUAUGUCGUUUGAUGAAUUUUUUAAGCGAGUGAGUGAAUAUUGCAAUCAGCCUCACACGAUUAAGUACCAGCUUCCUGGAGAAGAUCUUGACGCUCUUAUAUCUGUGGCAUCUAAUGAGGAUUUUCAGAAUAUGAUUGAAGAGUAUAAUGGGCUCGGAAGUCGUGAUGGUUCUUCACGACUUCGGAUAUUUUUGAUUCCUUUGACUGAAUCUGAAUGUACGAUCACCGUUGAAGCUGAUGCUAAUAUACAGACGAAUCCAGAGUACCAAUAUGUCGCUGCUGUUAACGGAAUCGUUGAUGAUAUUUUGAUUAGAAACAAUGAUGCACCGUUUUUUACAGACGGAAUGAGUCAGUUGAAAUCUAGUUUUGACCAAAAUACAAAUGCCACUUCAUCUCUUCUCGUUUCACCUGUUCUAGUGCCGCAAGAUGAUGUUAUUAAUGGUCACACACAAGUGUACAAUGACUCGUUAUCUGAUAGUAUAGAGAUCCCGAUACUCAAGGGCCGUGCUUUUCAUUCUGAAAACCGUAUUUUAAUCCCUCCUGAUCCGGUGAAUCCAUUUGUGGGACACGAUGGAUCUCAGUUGGGUAUCCCGCAUGCAUUUUCUGACCCGCAACUUCAAGAACGUGGAUCAACCUCUGAAUUUGGAUCUCAAGAUGGAUCAAAUUUUCCUUCUAUGUUGAACUUUGCACCACCACCGCUACCUGCACAGCUGGCUUCUUCUUUCUUGCAGGGGAAGUCUUUUGAACAGUAUGAUAAUAAUAAUAAUAAUAUUCAUCCACAAGUACCAUUUGAGAUGCCGAAAGUAAAUCCUUUUGUUAAUAAUUCAAGGGUCAAUCAUGAGCAGAUACCUGUUCUUGUACCCGACACACCACUGUAUGAACUGCAUGACCCAAACGUUGUCCCUACAUCAAUAACAAAUAACCCAAAUCCUAUAUCAAAUGCAGGGAUGCAGCCUGUUUUAAGUAAUAACAGACAACAACCUGUUGAACAUCAGCAGCAGGUUUAUACUGGAACCGAUAUCAUGGGAAUUACAAGUAUGGUUCCCGGUCAGAAUAACAUAUCUGAUGCUGACAGAUCAUUGAAUGAUCUUCUUUCUCAUUUGUCUGACGGUUUAAGAUCCGAUGUACCUGCUGUACAACUACCACGUUCACAUCAGAAUGCUAAUGGUGUCAUGCUGGAGUCAAUGAUGCAUGAUGUUCCACUGAUGCAGAUACCGACAACAGGUGCUGAAGUCAGGAGAGAAGUGAAAUUCAUUGAUGAAAACUUCAGUCACACCAAACAGAAAGCUGCUCACUUGGGUCAUGAAGAACAUCGUAGUAUGACACAAAAGGAACAAAAGCAAAUGGAUACCGAUGCUAUAUCUCAUUCACAGAUGAUGGGUGAUGUCAGCAGUGACACUCUCCCCUCAAAUGCAACAGAAGCUGGACACGCUAUCUCAGAUUCUAGUAUUGUGGAUGCUGCAACAGAAAAUGAAGGUAAGGAUGGCCCAUUCAGUAAUGCAUUAAUAGCUGAAAUGGAAGCUGAUAUGUAUGGUCUCCAGAUAAUAAAGAAUGCGGAACUUGAAGAAUUAAGAGAAUUGGGCUCUGGGACAUAUGGAACUGUUUAUCAUGGUAGAUGGCGAGGGUCAGAUGUUGCCAUUAAGCGGAUUAAAAAAAGCUGCUUUUCUGGGAGAUCAUCGGAACAAGAACGAUUGACUAAUGACUUCUGGAGAGAAGCUCAAAUCCUUUCAAAUCUUCAUCAUCCAAACGUGGUUGCGUUUUACGGGGUUGUACCAGAUGGAGCCGGUGGGACGUUGGCUACUGUUACGGAAUUCAUGACUCAUGGAUCUCUUAGGAAUGUCCUGAUAAAAAAGGACAGAUCACUUGAUCGUCGUAGAAAGCUUAUAAUAGCCAUGGACGCAGCCUUCGGAAUGGAAUAUCUGCAUUUGAAAAAUAUCGUCCAUUUUGAUCUAAAGUGUGAUAACUUGCUUGUUAACAUGCGGGACCCACAACGACCCAUCUGCAAGGUUGGAGAUUUUGGGCUGUCGAGGAUCAAACGGAACACUCUAGUUUCCGGUGGCGUUAGAGGGACAUUACCAUGGAUGGCACCAGAAUUGUUAAAUGGUAGCACUACCAAAGUUUCUGAAAAAGUUGAUGUGUUCUCUUUUGGCAUUACAAUGUGGGAGAUUCUAACCGGGGAUGAACCUUAUGCAAACAUGCAUUGUGGUGCAAUCAUCGGAGGAAUCGUGAAGGACACCCUUCGGCCGACAAUACCUGAAAAGUGUGAUCCCGAGUGGAGGAAAUUGAUGGAGCAAUGCUGGUCAGCGGACCCCACGACACGACCUUCUUUCACUGAGAUAACAAACAGGUUAAGAUCAAUGGCCAAAGCACUUCAAGCAAACGGAAACAAAAAAGGUCAACACGCAUAACUUAACAGGUUUCGUGUUUAUAUCGUGUCUUUGUAAGCGUGUUCUUAUUUUCCUGUUUUACAUGUAUGUGUCAUUUGUUCAUUCUUUUUACUGAAAAACUGUUCGUGUUGAUAGGAUAGUAGCUUGAAAGGGUAUUUAUGUAAUUUACGCCAACCAUACACAACAAUAGACAGAUAUGGUUAUUUUGUUUGCAUUUGUGUAUUAUUGAAUGAGGUAAAAUUCAAUAUGUAAGUUGCAAAA